AUGCUCACGGGCUACUUUGAAUGCCACGGCACGGGAACGGCAAUUGGCGAUCCCUUGGAAGUCCACGCAGUCUCCGACGUCAUGAAUGCGAAACGCACUGAGAUAGAUGGUCCUCUUUAUGUCGGGGCCGUUAAGACCAAUAUUGGGCAUAGCGAAGCGACCAGCGGGCUGUCUGCCGUCAUCAAGGUCAUCCUCAUAGCGGAGAGAAACACCAUAACUUCAACAUUUGGACUUACUUACCCGAACCCGAAGAUUGAUUGGAAAGGCUGGCGAGUCAACAGGAAUGCCGCCGCUUAUGGCAAGGUUGCUGCAGACUACAGCUUGCUCGACCUAUCCCACACCCUUGCCAGUCACCAUCUCCGAUUUCAUGUCAAAGGUAUGAUUGUCACAACACUGGCAAAUUUACAUCAAGAUAUCAUCAACGACGCCCCGAAGCUUGGUCUGGCCGACAAGAAGGAGAAAGCCAGUACACUCGCUUUUGUGUUCACUGGACAAGGUGCACAAUGGGCUCGAAUGGGUGCGCAGCUGAUGACUUAUUACCCGACGUUCCUCUCAUCGAUUCGCCGUAUGGAUCUGGUUCUGGAACAUCUUGAUGAACUACCAUCUUGGACAUUGGAAGAAGCCCUUCUCCAAGACCCGGCUACAUCACGCGUUAGCGAAGCUGAGUUUUCCCAACCGCUGUGUACCUCGAUUCAAGUUGCUCUUGUUCAACUUCUCUGCCUCUGGGGAAUCAAGUCUUCAGUAACAAUCGGCCACUCCUCUGGCGAGAUCGGUGCCGCUUUUGCCGCUGGGUUUCUGUCUGAGUCAGAAGCUAUUUUGACAGCGUACUACUGUGGCCAAGUCGUUAAGAACACCGACUCAGCUGGCGCCAUGAUGGCUGUUGGUCUCGGGGUCGAAGCUGUCACGCCCCACAUUGGAAGAUUCAAACUUGAUGAUGUCGUAGUUGCUUGCCAUAACUCGCCAUCUGGAGUUACCUUGAGUGGCAGUAUCGACGCUCUGAAGUCAAUCGAAGAGACCUUAUACGAGGAGCUUAUUCGCAAAGCUAGACCCAUCGUUGGCAACGAGAUUGUAUCUACUGAGGUCAAGAUGUACUGGGGCGCCAAUCUCAUCAGUCGAGUUCUCUUCAACCAGGCUGUCCAAACGGCUCUCACGAGUAAAAUGCUACCCAAGAUCGACAUAUUGAUCGAAAUUGGACCGUAUUCGGCUCUUUCGGGGCCGAUUAGGCAAAUCCAGACCGAGUUGCAAGCCGACAAGCUGCAGUGUCUACCGGCUCUCGUGCGCGGUCUCCCCUGUGCAGAACAAGUGCUCAAGCUGGCUGGCGAACUGUUCUUGCGCAACUAUCCUGUAGACCUCGCAAGAGUGACGGCGAUUGAGGAGGCCUACCAGUCCGGCAAGAUAAUACCCCAGCGAGGCAACCUCAUCUGGGAUAAGACAAGAAAGUAUUGGGCUGAAUCACGAGAGAACAAGGAACACCGCUCACCGUCCUACCCUCGUCAUGAUAUUCUGGGCCAAUUGACGAUUGGUGGAUCGCUCGCUGAACCCACCUGGCGCAAUAUCCUCCGCAUCAAAGAUCUUCCCUGGCUUCGGGACCAUGCCCUUGGCGGAGAAGCAUUUUUUCCUGCUGCCGGGUACCUCUCUAUGGCUAUGGAGGCUGUAACUCAAAUCAUCAGUACGGCCGAGAAGCCUGUCGAAAUCAAGUCAUACGUCUUCAGGGAUGUCACCAUUCAGCAAGCAUUGGUAACCCUAGAUGACGAGAACGUCAUCGAGGUUCUCUUCAAUAUGCGCACAUCACGGCUCGGUACGGAAGAGGGAGACAAGCAAUGGUGGGAAUUCAAUGUCUCGUCUGUGUCGUUUGAGGGGCACCGCAAAAGCCACAUGGCUGGAAGUGUCAGCAUCAACGUCAACUCAAGCAGAGUAGUCCCCAGAAAGGUUCCCAACCUACUGCAGCGAGCCUCAAGUAGGCUUUGGAAUCAGGCUUUGAAGCAAGUUGGAUUCAAUUAUGGUCCGACAUUCCAAGACAUGGAUAACAUCGCCUUUGAUGCAGUGACGUACUGCGCUCACGCUUCGACGAAUACUAAGACCACUGUGAUGAAGGACGAGUCCCGACACGUAUUGCACCCAGCCACCCUCGACUCGUGUCUUCAGCUCAUGAUUGUUACAAUUUGGGCCGGCCGUACUGGUGCAAUGCAAUUUGGAGCAGUGCCUGUGAGUGCUGAAGAGAUCACUGUCUGGAAGCCCAAGGCAGAUCAGCUCACGGAUGAUGCCCGUGCAACGGCCUUCUCAUGGAUUGACCCGCGAGGAAAGAGACUUUUUAAUGCACACAAUCAACUUGUGGCAGAAGACGGGCAAGUCCUUAUGGAAAUCAAAAGCAUGCGUUGUAUUGCGUACGAAGCUGCGAUUCCGCAGCGACUAGAAGCCCCAAUUCAGCCGCGACCCUACUCUGAACUCGUUUAUAAGCCAGAUGCUUCAUGGAUGCGUGGCAAUCAAACUUAUCUGCAUGUCGUCGAUUUCGUUGAGAUUGCCGAAUUGAAAACCCCGGGCUUGAAUGUCCUCGUUGCGAAUUCGGAUGUUGCCCAGUCUCUCAAGGCGAAGUUUCCCCGGAUUUCUAUAACAUUGGUCACAUGUGGCCUUCAAGAAGAGGCGAAUGGGCCGAGUUCUAGCAUACUGGAAAACCUCACUUGCGUACCGCUCAAUCUGCUACUCAAACAACAUUCAUUCGAUCUCGUUAUCGCGCCUGAUGCUCCGAGCAAUGCAUUGGAGAGCAUCUCUGAGCCAUUGGUUGAAAGAGGUCAGGCUGUCAUGGGAAGGCCUUCAUCAUCUACGAUCAACCCUGAUUUGAAAUUGGCUGGAUUUUCAGGCCCAGACUCCUUCACGAAGGACUCCAUGUUCGUCAUAUCUAAAGCCGUGGAAACCAAAAGCCCCGCAUCGACGCUCGUUAAGCUGAUAGAGCAAAAUACUCCGACUGAAUAUACCACUCGCUUGCAGCUUCAACUCGAGAAGAUUAGCUUCGAACGCGAAGUCCUAAAGCUCGGAGAUCCUUGUAUGCCCGGAAGAAAGCUUGAGACUGAAUACCUUGCUCGUGACGGUCAGUUGCUCUUGAACCGCUUCACUCCUGCUGAGAAGAUCAAUAAAAUGUACGGACACACCGGCUGGAAGACGCAGCCUCAAAAAUUUGACCCCGAAAGCAGACUGGUGGGUAAAGUCCAGGCUGGGAAGGUUGUGUUUGAAAUUGCUCCUCCUGAUACACAGCCACUGCAGCAAGAUGAGAUCGAGUUCCGACCAUUGGCGACCGGCAUUAAUCGCGAAGAUCAGGUCGUUAUCUCACGUGCCUCUUUGGAAACUGACUUCAGCCACGAAGCUUCUGGCACAGUCACCAGGAUUGGAAGUAAAGUCACCAAAGUUUCUAUUGGCGACAGCAUCGUCGCCUUUAGUUCAAGCAAAUUUUCCAACUAUCAGCGCAUUCCUGAAUAUCUGGCACAACGUAUUGAAUCUGGAGAGCUUUGUACGACGAUCGCAAGCCUUCCGAUGUACUAUGGCGCCGCACUGUAUGGUCUCCAGAUGCUGGCGAGACUUCAGUAUCAAGAGUCCGUUCUCAUCCUUCCCGGAUCGGGACUUCGUGGAGCAGCCGCAAUAAGGAUUUUCCAGGCGCUUCAUGGUCUACCAUAUGUUGCUGUGCGUGACUCGAAGGAAGCAGAACAGGUUGCGGCGACCUUUGCUCUGCCCAGUGACCAAAUCCUGGUCGAUUUUACUCCACAAACACUCCUUGAUUUGGAGGUUAAUGUAAGGCCUCGGAUUCUCGCAGUCGUGCUGGAGCGCAUCACAACACUCUAUCGAGAAGGCGCCAUACCCAUACCACCGCUAGCCGUUCGUAACAUCGCUGAACUCAACGAAAGUAUUCAAAAUUUCACGGACUUGUUGUGCGACAAAAAGAUCAUCAUCACGCACAAAGCAAGCGAUGGCACAUUGGAUGUAGUUCAAUCUCGGCCGCGGUUAUCCUUCUGCAUCGACGCUACAUAUCUUCUUGUUGGCUGCCUCGGAGGCCUUGGUCGUAGCUUCAUGUCAUGGAUGAUGAAGCAUGGAGCGCGUAACUUUGCUUUCCUAUCAAGAUCGGGCAAGGAUACUCAGCAAGCGGCUAUCCUUGUGGAAGACCUGGAGACACAUGUGCAGGUUUUUAGAGGCGAUGCUGCGAUCAAGGGAGAUGUAGAAAACGCUGUUCGCUCAGUACCAGUAGAUCGGCCCAUUCGUGGUGUGGUCAACGCGGCUAUGGUUUUGAAGGACAGUCUCUCUCACAACAUGACCUUUGAGAAUUGGACUACAUCAAUCCGACCAAAGGUCCUUGGCAGCAAGCACCUUCAUGAAGCCACAUCCGGCCUAGACCUCGAUUUCUUCAUCAUGACGAGUUCAGUGUCCGGUAUUCUUGGAACACCCGCUCAGACUAACUAUGCCGCUGGAAACUCGUACAUGGAUGCUCUUGCGCGGCUGCGCAGAUCUUAA
Messenger RNA from Parastagonospora nodorum SN15, 4494 nucleotides. RefSeq lists its product as hypothetical. Gene Ontology annotation, biological process: secondary metabolite biosynthetic process; fatty acid biosynthetic process. Gene Ontology annotation, molecular function: fatty acid synthase activity; oxidoreductase activity. Bases 1 to 4494 code for a protein of 1497 amino acids. The record is from RefSeq and is a predicted model, not a curated record. The transcript is spliced from 9 exons. NCBI's taxonomy places the organism in Eukaryota, Fungi, Ascomycota, Dothideomycetes, Pleosporales, Phaeosphaeriaceae.